CGCUGCUGUUUCAAUGGAAGCUGGUUAUAACUUACGUAAUUAUUUUUAUUCUUUUUUUUUUUAUGUAUGAAAUAUAUUUUUAUUUUUAGGGCGUUAUAGCCGAAGAAAUCGUCUUCGGCUUCUUGAUGAAGACCGAAGACGACGUCUUGAAAAAAGACGUCAACAACAACAACAACAACAACAGCAGCAACAACAACAACAGCAUCAACAACAUCAGAUGCAAAUCGUCUUUCCGGUUGGGGGCCGGACGGUGACCUUCUGUAUCACCUCCGCCAGGUAA
Rotaria sp. Silwood2 is the source of this 280-nucleotide messenger RNA. NCBI's taxonomy places the organism in Eukaryota, Metazoa, Rotifera, Eurotatoria, Philodinida, Philodinidae. The record is from the annotation of a GenBank genome assembly.